Molecule: messenger RNA, 1488 nt
Organism: Mya arenaria
Lineage: Eukaryota; Metazoa; Mollusca; Bivalvia; Myida; Myidae
Product: glycine receptor subunit alphaZ1-like
Exons: 9
Coding region: 16-1338 (440 amino acids)
Biological process (GO): nervous system process; signal transduction; chloride transmembrane transport
Cellular component (GO): neuron projection; membrane; synapse
Molecular function (GO): chloride channel activity; transmembrane signaling receptor activity; extracellular ligand-gated monoatomic ion channel activity
Source: RefSeq, a predicted model, not a curated record
GAGUUAUCUAGAAUCAUGAUAACCGUAUGGCUGCUCGUGCUCAUGGUGUUCAUGGAAAGGUCCAGCUUGGCAAGCGGCAACUCCACAAUGUCUACAAUAAUUGAAAACAUUUUUCAAGGAUACGACAAAAAACUUCCGCCAAGAUAUCACUACGCCACCUCGGAGCGUCAAGUCCUCGUCUCCCUCAACAUUUACAUCUACGCAAUAUUUUCAAUUAAUGAAGCAGCAAUGGAAUAUUCUGCAAGUAUUCUUAUUCGAGAACGAUGGGUGGAUGAACGCCUAACUUUUGACCCGGCAGAUGGUAUCGCCGUCUUGGAGCUAGAGCAAGCCCUUUUCGAUGACGUUUGGGUCCCUGACCCCUAUAUUGUCAAUGAAAAGAAGUCAGAGUUUCAUAACGUUGCAACACCGAAUAAGCUGAUACACAUUUAUUCGAAUGGAACUGUCCAAUUCAGUGCCAGGGUUACAGGGACUUUUUUCUGCCCGAUGUAUCUACAAAAGUAUCCAUUUGAUAAACAGACGUGCAAACUUGAACUUGAAAGUUUUGGGCACACACUGCAGACUAUGAAGUUUGUUUGGAGCGAGGACAUGGUAUCACAAGCCGACAAUAUUCAUCUUCUCCAGUACGAGUUGUCCCACGUACAUUCCUACGGUUGUGAGAAAUCGUAUUACGGAACAGAAAAGUACCCCUGUGUUGGGGUACGACUUUUCUUGGUACGGAAAUACAUGUAUCACGUGGUGCAAGUGUACCUUCCCAGCCUUCUUAUUGUGCUUAUGUCAUGGGUGAACUUUUGGCUCGACUGUACGGCAGUUCCCGCCAGAAUUUCCAUCGGGGUCCUCACAGUGCUCACCAUGACGACCAUGACUUCCGGCGCACAUGCUGAUCUACCCCAAGUAUCUUAUCUUAAGGCAAUAGAUACCUACCUGGCUGUGUGCCUUGCAUUUAUAUUCGGUGGACUGCUCGAGUUUGCCUGCGUAAAUGUCCUUAUCCGAAAUGAAAGAAAGGGGAGGGCCUCUGGAUAUACCGGCACAAAACAUACUUCAAAAGAACCAUCCGGUGAAAACAGGCUGGAUGGACUUAAGUGUUGCAACGGAUGUGUUCAAAGGGAAAAGGAACCCGAAAGAAAGGUAUCUUUGUCUGAUGAAACACGCACAGGAGAUGGUUUGCUGAAAACGAAACCAUCUCAGCUGGGGUGGACAUGUUUUUGGAACCUAAGUAACCAUGGCAAGGCGCGCUUUGUGGACAAGAUUUCCCGAGUUCUGUUUCCUAGCCUUUUCAUUGCCUUUAAUAUCGGCUACUGGUGGUAUUACCUUUCCUGGGAACCAGAUGAAGAAAAUUAAAACAAAGAUCAAUUAAUCUGAAACCUAAGUAAACAGAACAUCUUCUUGCAGAAUGUAGAAACUCGUCACCGCUCGCUUUAAGUCUUGUGUGACGACUGUAGUAGUCUCCCCCGUACUUCGUUCAGUUAAUGUAGUUAUUUAUUAGUUGGU